ACUUCACAAAGAGGGAGAGAAACACAAUGUCCGGACAAGUGUGAUCAUGACUGAUGACGGGUUUGACCACAUCCCAGUGAGGGAUGGACCACAGUUCCAGAGGGCAGGGGGCAUGGAAAAUGAGCCCCCUGGCCAGAUCCAGGUGAAGCAGCGCCAGAUAGUUGCCCAGUUGAACCGGGAUGAGUUGGAAGAUCGGUACCUGCGGCUGUACGAAGAGAACAUCAUCCUAAAGAGACAUGGGCGCAAGCAGGAAGAUAAGAUUAAGCGGAUGGCAACUAAGCUUCUUCGACUUGUCAAUGACAAGAAGAAAGCUGACCAGCAAGGAGCUGCUCGUGGUGCUGCUAGGCCAGGUGGCCCUGCAAAGCGUGGAGGCAGAGACAUUGAAACAGAAGAAAUGCUUGAGGAGCUGCAUGGAAAAAUAAGGGACCUGGAAAAAGAGAAUAGAUUGCUUAAGGAAAAGGUGAUGGUAGCUAAACAGCAGUUGUCUUCCCAAGGCAAAAGGCAUACACCUUAUACAGGUGUACAGUCAAGAAUCAAUACUGGCAUCAAGAAAGUAGGCCAGAUGGUUGCUGUACAACAGAGACUGAAGCCAGGAAUGAGGGUACAGGGACCAGAGGAUGUCAGGGCAACCUCCCGGUCCACCCAGCCGAGCGUCCUGCCGCGGUACGGCCACAGCCUGCUGGAGGAGGCGCGGGAGGAGAUCCGCAGCCUGGAGGACCUGGUGUCCAACCUGCAGGACCAGAUCAGGGACCUGGAGGGGGAGACAGACAUGCUGAGGGAGCAGAUGAGACUGAAGGAUGCUGAACAUGAGGAGGAGCUGCUGAGGAUGAGGGAACAGAUGGCAGCUGGACAGAGGGGGAGCAUUCAGGAGAAUGUGGACAUGAUCAGGUUACAACGAGAGCUGAAAGAAAAGGCCACAAAGCUCACAGCCAUGCAGGCCAAGUACACCAACUUGGAGGAGAAUUUGAGAACAGUGAAGGGAAGCCAUGACCAGGUGCUGCGUGAGAUGGACGGGUUACGGGAACACCUGAAGGCUGAGCAGAACCGUGUCCUCAGGCUACAGAACGACCUGAAGCAGGGAGCUACAGCACACAGGACAAUCAUAGAGCUCCAAGAGAGAGUAGCAGACUUAGAAAAGGAGAAUGAUAUCAUUAAGGAGGCCAAUACACAGCUCCAGAUGAGUGCUUUUGAUGCUGAGAGGGAGAGGCAACACAGAGCUACAGAGACCAAACUGAGGGUGCAGAUAGCUCAGCUGGAGGCCACCCUCAAGUCUGACCUGCAUGAAAAGAAUGAUGUACUGGACAGGGUCACCUUAGAACGAAGUCAGAAUGAUAAGAUGCGAGAAGAGCAGAAGAACCUGCAGAUCCAGUACUACAGCACCAAACAGGAGCUGGAUGAACUCAAACAGAAGAUGCAGUUUUUCACAAAGGAAAGUGCUGUUGACUUUCAGGAGCUGGAAGAGGCAUUAGUUUUGAUUAAGACAAGAAAAGAGAGAGGAAGUCAGAACCUGGACUUUUUGGAGAAGGUGGAAGAGGAGAAAAGCAGAGACCUGCAACAGAGAAUGGUGCGGUUACAGGCUGAGCAUGCAGACACGGUUAAUGAGCUGGAGAAAACACGCAACAUGCUCAUCAUACAGCACAGGAUCAACAAGGACUACCAGACUGAGGUGGAGAGUGUGUCCAAGAGGAUGGAAGACCUGAGGAGGGAGUAUGAGACCAAACUAGAGGAGUAUGCCAAGCUGCUGGACAUCAGGGCUGCAAGGAUAAAGAAACUAGAGAGACAACUGAGGGAUGUUGCGUAUGGGACCAAGCAGUACAAGCUGAAGCCUACUGAAGAGGAGGAGGAGGAGGAAGUAGAGGAGAUAGAUGAGACAGUACAUCUGGAGAGGGGAGAGAACCUCUUCGAGAUCCAUAUUAUCAAAGUGGUGCUAUCACAGGAGGCCUUACACCACCUGGCAGAUGUUGAGCCAUCCCUGUUCUGUACAUACGAGUUUUAUGACUUUGAGCUGCAGACAACCCCUGUUGUCAGAGGUGCCAAACCAGAAUUCAAGUUUACUUCGAAGUAUAUCGUCAAAGUGGAUGACUUCUUCUUACACUAUCUGCAAAAGGAGUCUACGACUCUUGAGGUACACCAAGCUAUGGGUCUGGACUACACGACAUUAGCAGUCUGCCAACUCAAGUUUAGGGACUUGCUGGACAAGCCACAGGGGAGAAUAUUCAACACAACAUACCUGACUAGUCCUGAGGGGGUUAACUUUGGAACAGUGGAAUACUGGAUCCGACUGAGGGUACCUAUGGACCAGGCACUCAGACUAUUCAAGGAACGGACCAAGGCUCUUGGGUACAUAGCAGCCAAUGAGAGAGCUACCCAGCAGGCCUUGCAGGUUCUGGAUGAGUCCACUGCGCCUCGUGCCAAGGACAAUGUCAAUGACCUUCACAUCAGGGUGGUCAGAUGUUCUGACCUAACUGCAAGAAGAGAUGGAGUUCAGCCCAGCCCCUAUGUGGUGUACAAGUUCUUUGACUUCCCUGACCACGACACAGACAUCAUCAUGUCCAGUAGUUCACCACAGUUCAACGACCACAAGACGUACCCUGUACCCAUGGACAUGCAGCUGGACACUUACCUCAAGUCUGCUCAUCUGGAGCUGUAUGUAUUUGAUGACACAGACCCUGAGGAGACAGCCUACCUGGGCAGGGCCAACGUUCCUCUCAUCUCACUAGCACACGACAAGGCCAUCAAGGGGGUCUUUGAACUCAAAAGGACUGACAACAGUGUGAAUGGUACAGUGGAAGUCCACCUGAGAUGGCAGUAUGCCUACCUGCCACCACCCAUGGCCAGUAUGACACCUGAGCAGGCUGCCGCUGCCCCUGGCAUGGUCCCUGAGAAACCCCUGUUACUGCCAGGAGAGGAAGAGAAGCUGGCUGCUGCUGUGCCCCCUGCAGCCCUGCGCCCCAUCCCUCCCUCUGUCACACCUGCAUCCACACCUGGGCACAUCACCCCACCCACUGUACCUACCCCCAAGGUUCCAUCAGCAGCUUCUACCCCUCGUACAAUAUCACCAGAGCACCCUCCAUCUGUGGUUGUCUCACCUCCGGGCUCCAAACCCCCCUCCCGACCAACCAGUGCCAAAACUCCAUCACGUCCGUCCAGCGCUAAGACGGUGUCCAGACCGUCUAGUGCAAAAUCUAUCCCGGAGGCCAAACCUCCACCAUCCCCGAGAACAGAGGCUCCCAAACCUGUGCCAAGAGCAAGACAACCAGUGGUCCCUGAACCUAAACCUGAACCUGAACCUGAACCUGAGCCUGAACCUGAGCCUGUUGUUGAUGAUGCAGAGGAGAGCAGCUCUACUGUGUCUGUUACUCCUGAUUCAGCCCAGGGAGAAGAGGAGGAGUCUCUCUCUGAGGAAAUGAAACGAGAAGAACUUGACGAGACCACUAAACCAGAGUCAGAGAAAGAGGAACAGCUUGGGAAGACAGAGCCGAUUGAGGACACAAUGUUUGAGGAGAAGCCAAGUAGUGACAUAGAGGAGGACAUUGAUGAGCCCAGCUCUGAGGAAGACGAUGUGGUCAUGCCUGCAGCUCCUAAGAAGAAGGAAGAAGAAGAGAAGGUGGACACAGAUGUCAGUGAGAGUCUAGAGUCAGACUCUGAUGUGGUGAUGUCCAGACCAGCUGCCACCAGACAGACUAGUGCUUUAGCAGAUGAAACAGAUCCAGAUGACGAUGUGAUCUUUGGUGCAUCUUCAAGUUGGUCUACAGAUAAACAAGGCCUUACACAGAAGGAUGGAGAUGACACUGAUGAGAUGGAAUCUGACAGUGAUGUUGUCAUGUCUAUGACACAAUCACUUGGACAAAGCCUGGGGGCUAACAACAUGGUGACAGUCACCAUAUUUGAGUUCCAACUGAAUGGUGGUGCAGCAGUGUUGGAUGAUGGGAAUGUGCGCAUGCUGUUUGUGGAGUAUCGGUUCCUGGGUCGGCCGCCAGAGGAGACGGAGACGCCGUUCUCCCUGCCCAAACCCUCGCGGCCUAACCAACCCAUCAAGUACAACUUCAGGAGAGUGUUCCAUGUAGACGCUGAGAACAAUGAAUUGACCAGAGACUAUCUCAUCAGCAUGCUGCUACCUGGGGACCCCUCUCAGGGAAGGAUCAAGUUCACAGUAGUGAAUGAACCUGAGGAUGAGGAGGGGGAGUGUGCUGACAUCGGACAUGCCUAUGUGGACCUCAAACAGAUCCUGGAGAAGGGAGCAGAUGUGGUGGAACAGGACAUAGAUGUUGUUGAUGUUAAUGAUGAGAAAGAGGUGAUCGGUGCCCUGAACAUAAGUGUGGAGGCACUGGCAGCUCUGAGGGCAGUACAGAGGGAACUACCAGCUCUGGAGGAGUCCUGAUCACAGUAACCCUGUACAACUGCAACAUUCCUCAUGUCUGUCUGCAUUGAAAAGGGAUCAUUCAUACAUUUCCAUCACACUUGUAGACAAGUAAUGUAAAAGCUGAAAAUAUGCUUAUAAUUGUCAUCCUAUUGUCAUACAUGCAUGUACUAGUAUGUAUGCAUGUCAUCCUUUGUUAAUUGAAAAUCUUGACUUGAUUAGAUGGCAGAAUCUGUAGAAGGAAGGCAGAGAUAAAAUCUGUUAACCUUCAGACUUUAGUCUAGACUUCUCUCCAUAUAGUUUUUUCAUGCACGCGUCUUAACUAUUUUUUAAAUGUAUGUGAUAUACAGCAUUUUAAAUUGUUAAUAAUUUUCUGAGGUAUAUCGUACAGUAUAAAAGAGUAAUACAGUGCUAAUCUGAUCCUCGAUCAGUCACAAUUGUCUUUGCAUGGAAAAUACAUUGCCCUGUGGUUUCUUGGCUAUGGGGGGAUAUACUUCUGAACAUAUAUCCGUACCACUAAAGUUCCUAAGAAUGAGUUUAGGAUCUCCAGCAAAUGUAUCUCUAAGUUGAAAAGUGUGAAGCUUUGAUUUUGUCAUCAACAAUAUUUCAUGCAUUUGUCUUUCUUGUACUUAAUAAGAUAUGAAGAAGGUGUAAGAAAGUUACAGUAAAUUAUACUUCUAUGUAGUCCUUGUCUAUUUGUACUUACUACACAGUUGACAUUUUAGAUCAUAUUAAUCACAGAACAUAAAAUAGAUAUGAAUCUAGUUAAGUUUUAGACUGUUUGUUGCAUUUUAGCUCUUAAAAGAAAGAUAGUGAAAGUUUUAGACUAAGUGUAGCCAUGCUUAAUGAAACGUAGGUUGCAUGGAGUAAAGGAAUGGUUGCAGUACAAAUGUCAUGAUUGUACUCAGCAUUCUAAUAUCGAAAUAGUCUUUAGAUCUGUUGUACAAGAAGUUUAAAGUUUUCCCCACAAUAGUUUUAGUAGACAAAGACUGCAUAUGUUGCUUCAUAUAGAUUGUACAUAAGAUUAAUGCUGCCAGUGUAUUGGCAAUGCCAGCGUGAAUACAACAAUAUAGUCAUGUAAGCUAUAUUCUUGAUUAAAGAGUUGUUACAAAAA
This is a messenger RNA of Branchiostoma floridae (Florida lancelet), 5474 nucleotides long. RefSeq names its product protein fantom-like. Bases 47 to 4381 code for a protein of 1444 amino acids. Gene Ontology annotation, biological process: non-motile cilium assembly. Gene Ontology annotation, cellular component: ciliary transition zone. The record is from RefSeq and is a predicted model, not a curated record. The transcript is spliced from 38 exons. NCBI's taxonomy places the organism in Eukaryota, Metazoa, Chordata, Leptocardii, Amphioxiformes, Branchiostomatidae.